GAAUCUAAAUAAUUCAAUUUAAUAAAAAAAUCUAUUGAAAUACAUAUUUACAUACAAAAAUAGAUAAAGAUAAAUUCAAUGAAGAGAGUUCAAUCUUAAGAGUAGCUUGGUUAAGAAAAAAGAGGAGGAGUUUAAGUGUUUGUUAGGGUAAAACCCACAUAAGAUGGUGACCAAAGCAUAUUUUCAGGAGAUGAUGAAAAUGGUAGAUCAGUUGUUGCCACUAAAACCCCUCAAAGAUCAAGAUAAAUAUAAUAUAGCUACAAAAAUGAUAGAAGUUUAGAAAAGUUAAAUGAAAUAUUUUAAGAUAAGGCUGAUGUUUUCUUUUUUGAUAAUGUGUUUAGCCAAAAAUCCAGCUAAGAAAUCUUCUAUCGCAAGACAGCUAAAGAAGCAGUUUCAAACGUUGUUAGUGGAUAAAACACUUCCAUUUUGAUACAUGGUCCAUCAAGAUGCGGAAAAACAUAUACUCUCACUGGUGCAGAUAAACACUAAAAAGGAUUGAUGUUUAGAUGUGUAGAUGAUCUUUUAUCCAAAAUAGAUGUUGCCAAUGAAUAGGAUUCCUAAUACAAAUUAUUCUUGUCUAUUUUCUCAGUAUACAAUAAUGAGAUAUUUGAUCUUCUCAGUAAUGAGAAUUCUGAUUAUUAUGAAGUAAUUGAGUAUAGUCCAAAUGAUGUUAGAAUUGCAGGUAUGUCAAGACAUUUAAUCAAAUACAAGAGCGAAUUUAAGAAUAAAUACGUGAAUGCAUUAAAGAAAAUAUAGUCUCUUAGCUAGCUUUUGAAUGAAAAAAAGCUUUAUGAAAAAAGUCAUAUUGUUGUCCAGUUCAAUGUUUCUGAAAGUGAAUAAAUAAAUUUCAAACUCAAUUUAGUAAGACUUGCAGAUAUUGAUUUAGUAGAUAAAUAAAUAAAUGGAGAUGAUUUUGAGGUUAUCGAGCAAUACAUUAAUUAAAUCAAUUAAAACACUUCAUAUUAAACUAGAGCUUAUAAAAAGUGUAAAUUAACUUCAUGCAUUAGAGAUACAAUUAAUGAAAAUACUCAAUCUUUCUUUAUAUCAUGCGUUUCUUCAUCAUCUAAUUAGUAUGCUUAAUCUCUUCUCUCAUUAGACUAUACAUAAAGACUUUGUGCUUAGGGCUCACGCCUUCAUGAUGGAAAUGAAAUUAGAAGUAGUUUUACUAGCAAUUCUUAAAAAAGACUCCUUCCUAGCAGACCUCCUGUUUCACCAAAUUCUGUAAAAUCAAGCUUGAUUGAAAACACUUUGAGACCUCAGCUCUCUUAAUCAAAUUUAAGAUAAAGCAAUAUUAUUAAUCAAAGUAGCACAGCUCCUAAAUCAAAUAUUUAGAAUUCUCACAUUGAGUUUAUUGUUAAUGAGUUGGAAAAUAUUUUUGAGGAUAUUCGUAAGCAAUCACGUGUAUUUGGAAGACUACCUGAAAGAGAAAGAAACGAAUGGGUUAGCUAAAAAGAAAUCAUUUUAAACGAUCUUUAGAGAUAGAUUGAGUUACAGCCCUACAGCAGAGAUAUUCCUUAUUGCGAGACUCUUCUAACCAAGUGCUAAAGAUAGUUAAGACUUAUUAAUCCUAGCUUAAGCGAUUAAAGAUAAAUUAGUGGUUCUCCUCCUUAAGGACAUGUGAAUAAUUUAGGGCAAGGAAAGCUAAAUGGCUCAUAAACAAAUUUCUUUUAAGGAAAUUUAAAUAAUAGCUUUUCUAGAGUUAACCAACACAAUAGAAGAUAAAGUUAAGGAGGAUAUGCUGAAAAAGUAGGUCGCCUUUCUCCUUCUCAAGAAAACAGAUAUAAUGAUUAUGAGUUUUUAAAAGAUAAAGAAGAAAAAUUAGACAAAGACUUCAUGCGCCUUCUUGAUAGAUAUAAUCACUCUAAGGAGCUGAUUGAUAGUCUCAGCAAUCCUUAAGGAUAAUAAUAGCACUCUCAAUUAAAUCAACCCUAUCCAUAGUAAUUGUAAAGAGUUUAGACUCAACCUUCUCUAGGAUAACGCUCUCCUAUUUAAAGUAUUAUCAGAAACAGCUAAAUCCUCUAAUCGCCUCAAUAGAGAUUAGCUGAUAUAAGCAAUGUUCAUCAAUAACUCUAAAAUAAUCAAGAAAUGUAUCGUACUCAAGAUUCAUCAGGAUUUUUAGACCAACCUCCUAUCAAUAAAUCCAAGGUUGCAGUUUCUAGCAAUAUUGGAGAACUCAGUCCUAAUUUUGACUUACUUAAUGCAGAAGAAAAAGAGAAAAAUGUAGGAAAAAGCUUAAAAAGACUAAAAGAAACAAUUGAAAUCAAAGAAAAUAUAGAAAAAUCAAAAAUAUAAAAACUCUAACUACUUAAUAAAGACUUAAAACAAAGUUUAAGGGAAUAUGUCGAAAAAUACGAGUAGCUUUCUGAUAUUCUAAACAGCAAAGAUGGUGAAAUCGAUAGAUUGUAGUAUGAGCUUAGGUAAGCUUAAGAGGACAUUCUUCUUAAUGUUGAUACAGUUAAAGAAUUCAAAAUAAAGGAAUAAGGAUGGCUACAGAUGGAAGAGGAGCUCAGAGAAUCAAAUAUACAAUUAAAAUCGAAGCUACUCAAGAAGAAGAAGAAAGUCAAUUAAAUAAAGGAGGAAUUUAGAAGAAAAGAAGAAGAGCUUGCAUUUUAGAAAAAAUCACAUGACCACGAAAUAGAAAAGUACUAAAGAACUGUUUAAGAGCAUGAAGAAAUCAAGUCAGUAGACCAAAACAAGGCAACUGCUCUUUCAGAAAUAGUUAAUUAAUUAAAAAAUGACAUGGAUUAGAGAGAAUAAGAAUAAAAACAAGUCUUCUAAAACUUACAGGAAAUGAGAUAGUUGAACUAAGAGCUCAACUAAAAAUAUCAAAAUGAAGUUAUUGAGAAGAAUGAAACAGUAAAUUAGAAUCAUGCUUUAACAAGAAAGAAAGAGGAGCUUGAAGAACAAGUGCAAAUUCUUGAAUAAAAAAUUUAAAAGCACAAAUAAAAAUUUGAAGAUGAAAAAUCCAAGCUAAUGGAGGAGAGAAACUAAGAAAACUUGAAGAAAAAAGAAAAGAUAAAGUUUUUAAAAGCUUAAUUAGCUGAUAACGAGGACAAACACCAAGAAAUUGAAGGUAAAUACUAGCUUCUAAUAAAGCAAGCUGACAACUUGGAAGCCUAGUUAAGAGAAACUUAAAAGUACCUUAAUGAAUUAAAAGAAAUAAAAGACGAAUAAACUUAUAAGAUAGCCAAAUUGACUGAAGAGAAAAAUAACUCUUAUUUGGAGAAUGAAAGAUUAUAAAAUUUAGUUACCUCUUUAGAGGGUAGGGUAGAAAAAUUGGAGGCAUCACAGUUGGGAGAUGCUAAAACUAUCAACGAGCUAAAAGAACAAAGCAGCCGUUUGCAAUCUGAGCUUAAUGAAAAAGAAGAUCAAUUAUAAAAGGCUAACUAACACAUUGAUUAGUUACAAGAAUAGUAAAACAUCGAACUUAGCACUUUUGAAAUAAGAUUAGACCAAGUUGUUCAGGAAUUCACAGCCUGCAAGGAAGAAAACAAUGAAUUUAAGAGAAAGGAAAUUGACAACAAGAAACUCCUUCAAAACUUAGAAGAAUAAGUUGAAAAGUAUAAAGAAAAAUACUUAAAGGCUAAACACUCAAAUAAAAAUCUACAAUCUCAUUUAAAAGAACUAGAAAAUCGUGUAAAAGAUUACAUGACUGAAAGAUCUAUAGAAGUUUAAGCCUAAGCUCGUGAACGUGAAAGACAAACUAAAGUUGAAUAAACUCAAAAGAAUAAAUUAAGAAUUCUUGAUGAAAUUUAACAAAUGAUUAAAAGUCAUAAACACAAUUCCACAGUAUAAAAAUAUGAAAAUUGA
Messenger RNA from Tetrahymena thermophila SB210, 3810 nucleotides. RefSeq names its product kinesin motor catalytic domain protein. Gene Ontology annotation, biological process: microtubule-based movement. Gene Ontology annotation, molecular function: ATP binding; microtubule binding; microtubule motor activity. The record is from RefSeq and is a predicted model, not a curated record. NCBI's taxonomy places the organism in Eukaryota, Ciliophora, Oligohymenophorea, Hymenostomatida, Tetrahymenidae. The transcript is spliced from 14 exons.